UACAGUUUGAAGCUUUACUCAGUUACACUCUUGCCUUCAUAUUUGCCUUCAAGUUUCAAGUUACAGCUGUUGUUUUUCUGAUGAUGGAUCCAGCUGUGAUUAUCAUCUUACUUCUCUACAAGAUGUAUUCUGCUCAAGCUGUGAGAAAUUCUGAGCUGUUGGUCGUCUCAGCUGAGCCCGGUAAAACGGUCACUCUCAACUGCACACCUGUAGAUGACUCAAAUGCAAAUAUUAGGAUGUGGUACAAACAAAGGCUGCGGCAUGCUCCAGUGGAAGUGGGAUCACAGUUUAAAGAUAAGAAAUCAAGGAUUUCAGCUUCUUUCGACCAAUCAAGAUUUAAAAUGAACAGAAUUGCGAGUGGCACUUCUGUCAGUAUUGAACGUGUCACUAAAGAAGAUGAAGGAGUGUACUUCUGUGCAACGCCUGGAGAGACAACAAUUAACUUUUCUAAUGCUACAUUCUUAUCUGUCACAGGGCAGUCAAUCAUAUCAGUGCUCCAAACUACAGUACAGGGGUCAGUUUCUCCCGGAGAGUCGGUCACUGGGAAUGGAACAGCAGUAGAACUGAAAGCUCCUGUAGAUCCCGUUGAUCCUGUAGGUCCUGUAGGUCCUGUAGAUCCUGUAGAUCCUGUAAUGCUGACUCUGGCAGUUUUCUCAGCAGUGUGUGUGGCUGUAAUCUGCGCUGAAGCCAUUUUAAUUCACAAACUGAGGAAAUCUAAACACUGCGCUGGUGGUAAGUGUUCAUUAUGAGAUGAAGCUGAAUAUUUUGAUAGAAAGAAAAUAGAAAAUGGUGAUAAUACUAAUAAGUUUAGCCUCAUUAAACUGUAUCUGGAAGUGAUUGUGAAGUUUUAUCUCCUCUACAGAGAAAGUUCAGGAGGGGGCUGUGAAUGAGAGGACCACCAGACAGGUACUCUUUAUGCACUUAUUCUUUAAACUACAUUUUCCACUAAAGAUUUGGUGGUUCGAAUUUCAGCCAGAGACAAAUCUGUUUUUUUCUGGUUUCUGAUUCACAACUGAACAUGCAAAUUACUCUGUAGAGCUCUUUUUUAGUUCAUGUACAUAAUAAAAUGUACAGAUAACUCCAUUCAGUCAUCAGUUAAGAAAAAGGAGAAGAGAAACAUAAAACAUCAAUAUAAAGAAAAUUCUUUGUUUAAUAAUCUGUAUUCCAACCUACAGUACAUACAGAUAAUUAUAAUUUUUAGAUCCAUUUACAAUAUAAAUUUAUCAUUUUGCUCAUAAUCUCAGAGCAGCACAGCAUCAUCAGCAGAGCAGAGCCUUUAACUGUCGGCAAAACUUUAUUUUAAUAUAUACAAAU
This is a messenger RNA of Colossoma macropomum (tambaqui), 1314 nucleotides long. RefSeq lists its product as uncharacterized. The record is from RefSeq and is a predicted model, not a curated record. The transcript has 4 exons. Gene Ontology annotation, biological process: response to bacterium. NCBI's taxonomy places the organism in Eukaryota, Metazoa, Chordata, Actinopteri, Characiformes, Serrasalmidae. The coding region runs from base 81 to 749 and encodes 222 amino acids.